Fonsecaea erecta is the source of this 441-nucleotide messenger RNA. RefSeq lists its product as hypothetical. The transcript has a single exon. The coding region runs from base 1 to 441 and encodes 146 amino acids. Lineage: Eukaryota; Fungi; Ascomycota; Eurotiomycetes; Chaetothyriales; Herpotrichiellaceae. The record is from RefSeq and is a predicted model, not a curated record.
AUGCGUCUCACCAACAUCCUUACCACGCUGGCUCUCGCGGCCGGCCCCUUCGUCUGCGCCCAGGACCUUGACUCGCUGCUAGCAGACGCGACAUCUCUCGUCUCGAGCGUGGCGUCCGUCAUCGGCACCGACACGGCCACCGAGCCACUCAUCACGAGCGUCGAGUCCGCCAUCCAGAGCGCCACCAGCGCCCUGUCCGUCACCGGGUCGGCGGGCAGUCUGCUCUCCUCGUACGUCUCCGAGGCGAGCACUGCGCUGGCGUCAGCCACGGCCACGGCCACGGACUCCGCGCAGGCCACGGUCCCAACUAACUCGGCGUCGGCUUCGGCGGCGGCGACAACAGGGGAAGGAAGCACAGGUGGUGCGGUGGAUACGGCGGCACUGUCGGCCAUGGGUGUCUUUGUGCCGGCUGUGCUGGCGGGCGUCGUUGCCCUGCUGUAG